Trematosphaeria pertusa is the source of this 1178-nucleotide messenger RNA. RefSeq names its product glycosyltransferase family 25 protein. The record is from RefSeq and is a predicted model, not a curated record. Bases 103 to 1131 code for a protein of 342 amino acids. The transcript is spliced from 2 exons. NCBI's taxonomy places the organism in Eukaryota, Fungi, Ascomycota, Dothideomycetes, Pleosporales, Trematosphaeriaceae.
CGCACGCGCCUCGUUCCCAUGAACAGAGAACACCUCACGACAUCGCCUACGGUCCUCUCUAUCAUGCAUACGCUCAUUAUUUUUCUUUGAAAGUCGUUCCGGAUGAAUUCAUUGCAGUCUUCUCGUUUCAAAAAUUUCGUUGUUGUCGCUUUCCUAUUCAAUGUCUUCAUUCUAACGGGCCAUCUUCGCCCUGCUAAUAUCUUAAGCUGGGCGUCUUGGAGAAAGCUCGAUCUCGAUUAUUCCGCGGCUAAUGCGACUUUGGGGUUCGAAAGCAUCGUGGCCGUUGCUCCCAACUCUGUCCCUGUGCAGUUACGCUGGCGAAAGGAGGGCCUCCUCAAAGCAGCAGCAUACAGCGGCCUCAGCAUAGCAGUCCCUCCCCAGCCAGAAUGGCCGAAUGCGGAUGUAGAAGCGCUGAUGGCGCGGAAGGAAGGCAUGGGAAGGGGUUACGCUCUCUCAUGGCUCGGCCAUUUGCACGCGCUCAACAUUGCGACUACACACUCCAGCACGUUAAUCCUAGAAGACGACACAGAUUGGGACAUCGGUAUUCGAGCACAGAUGCCGCAAAUCGCGGAGGCAGUGCGCAACCUGACUGGCGACGCGUCGAAUGCGACAUCCAUCAUGCCGCUCCCUCCCUUUGGCACCGAAUGGGAUAUCCUAUGGCUCGGCCACUGCGGCGACAGCAUCAUCUUCGACCCUCCGCCAAUAACUCUGCCCGACCCAACAGUACCGCCAUACAUCAACUCCUGGGAAAAGACUCUAUCUCCCUAUCCCGAACGUAAGCGCUACAUCCAUUGGUCCGCCGGCCCCAUAUGCACCUACGCAUAUGCCGUCACUGGACAAGCAGCCCGGAAGCUAGUCGGGCGAGAUGACCAUGGCGUCGAGUCGUUCGACGUCUGGCUUCAUAUACUGUGCAAGGGCAGACAGAUUCGCUGUGUGACCGUGAACCCAGAGUUGUUCCAUCAUCACGAGGGCGCGGGGCCGAAGGUUUCGCUUGCUGCUGGGUCGAUUCUGGAGGAAGGAUUCUAUGAGAAAGAGUAUACGGAGAAUAUUUGGCAUAGUGCAAGGUGUAAUAGUGCGGUGCCGGGGGACGAGCUCGUGACUUGCAUGGGGAAGGAGCCGGAUUCGCAGUGAUUUACAUUUUGAGAACCGCUAAAGACUGUAUAAUCACAUGUUCGCAU